GACAGUGACGUGGAACGGAAACGACUCUCUUUCGGGAUCAGGUUCGGCUGGAGCAGGCGGAGCCGAAGGACGGUUCGGGUGCCGGUGCCGGCGAAGUUCGCCUCGCCGACACCGGAGCGGUCAGUGUCACGUCACGAACGUUGUGCAUCGGUCCGGUCGCUUCGUCGAGAGAGUCCUCUCCAAGUUCAGCCUUGUUUUGAUUGCGAAGCUUUGCUUACGGUGAUAGUGCAGUGUAUUGUUUCGGUCGCUCCCGUACGUUCGCCCCCUACGAAGGAUUGGGUCCUGCCAGCGGCCAGCAGGUCGACAGCCCUCCAUCGUCUGCUUGUGUUUUUGUUUGGAAUCAACGGCCUGCCAUGGACUUGCCGGUCUUCCCGGAGGACGACGAUGACUUCGGUCCGCGGGCCCGCGGCCGCUCCAACACCUGGCCGCUGCUGCCGCGCGGCGAACCCAACCCAGCCGCCACCCCCGAGCCCGAGGUCGUCUUCGCGGAACAUGACCUGUUCGUCGGGGAGGUGGCCGCCCCCGCCGCGCCGCGCGGCAUGGACGUGAUCGUGGAGGCGCCCUCCGUGACGUCCUUGGACGUGUCCUUGGACGUGCCCGUCGGCGCGGACCUCUCGGCACGGCCGCCGCCCCCCCAGCAGCCCCGCCCCCAGGCGCCGUGCUCGCGGCCGCGGAACGCGUGGGGCAACGCGUCGUACGCGGACCUGAUCGCGCAGGCCAUCACGUCGUCGCCGGAGAAGCGGCUCACGCUGUCGCAGAUCUACCGCUGGCUGGAGCAGAACGUGCCGUACUUCCGGUCCAGCGCGGCCACGGCCUCGGGGACCACGUCGGGGACCACGUCGGCGGCGGCGGGCUGGAAGAACUCGGUGCGCCACAACCUGUCGCUGCUGGACCGCUUCGUGCGCGUGCCCAACGAGGACAGGGGCCAGUCGUCGUGGUGGACCGUGGACCCGGACGCCAAGCCCGGGCGCGGCUCGCGCUCCCGGCGCCGCGCCGCCUCCAUGGACACGGCCAAGAUGUCGGAGCGCCGCGGCCGCGUGCUCAAGAAGGUGGAGGCGCUGCGGCGCGCCAAGCAGGAGCCCGCCGUGGAGUCCGAGGCCGCGGCGUGCCCCGCGGACCAGCUGGCGAGCACCCUGGGCGCCCACAUGGCGCUGGGAGGGGCGGAGCCGCUCUCGUACGCCUCGUCGUACGCCUCCUCGUACGCCUCCUCGUACGCCUCCUCCUACGCGUCCUCGUACGGCUCCUCGCCGCCGCAGUUCCAGCAGCUGCCCACCAUCCUGCGGCCGUCGCCGGACCCCUCGCACGCCUCGCAGGCCUUCGAGGUGCUGCCCACGCCCAGCCAGCCCCUCCCCGCGCCGUCGCGCCCCGCGCCGUACCAGCCGCCACACCGCGGCCAGCAGACUCCGUUCGAGCCCCAGCACACCCAGUACGACGACGCGAGCCUCCAGUUCCCCCUCGACGGCGUCCUGGACUGCGACGUCGACGCCGUGGUUCAGCAGGAGCUCAUGCUGGAGGGCAACUUGGAGUUCAACUUCAGCCAGCCUCCACGACAGCAAGGCCCCGUCCAGCCGACGCAGCCCGUGCAGCAGGCCUUCCCCGCGCAGGCCCUGCAGGCCAUGUCGGCCUACGGCUCGGCCCACGGCUCCCAGUACGAGUCGCCCUACGGGUCGCCCUACGUGGGCUGCGGCCAGUUCCUGGUGCUGUGAGCGGCGUCGCUCUCGACUUCACUCUACGGUCUUUCUCCUUGCUUCACCUCAUCAGUGUAAAACAUUCUAGUCAUUCAAAGUGUUACGUUUGAGUACAAAGAUUUGUGUUGCGUUUUUGUACUGUACCAUUAAAAAUGCUCUCAUAGUUGCAA
Thrips palmi is the source of this 1858-nucleotide messenger RNA. RefSeq names its product forkhead box protein O-like. Gene Ontology annotation, biological process: regulation of transcription by RNA polymerase II. The record is from RefSeq and is a predicted model, not a curated record. Gene Ontology annotation, molecular function: DNA-binding transcription factor activity, RNA polymerase II-specific; RNA polymerase II cis-regulatory region sequence-specific DNA binding. Lineage: Eukaryota; Metazoa; Arthropoda; Insecta; Thysanoptera; Thripidae. Gene Ontology annotation, cellular component: nucleus. The transcript has 5 exons. Bases 354 to 1706 code for a protein of 450 amino acids.